AUGUCAUCCAAAACUACCGAGAAACCUCUUCGAUAUGUUGCCCAAUCCCUUGGGAUCGACAGCUAUGAAAAAAAGCUGGAGAAGCUCACCGACUUUCUCUGCUUCGGGGGUCUUGUGUGUGUGGAAGCGCGGCAGUCGUGGCAGUGCAGCUUUUUGUGCUUGUUCAACUGGGCUGCCGCAACUGUUCAGAUGGAACUUCACCGAAAGCUCCUAGGGCCCCACCAUCACCGCUCGGGCACGGACCUGCUUUCCUCCCACCUUUCAACCCCGCCUCGUCCCUACUCCAUCCCACCAACUCCCGCCUUUCUCCCCAACUCAUCUUCCUAUCCCAGGUUUCUUCUCAAGUCUCAAACGAAACGCGUCAUAUCGCCUUAA
Molecule: messenger RNA, 375 nt
Organism: Colletotrichum lupini
Lineage: Eukaryota; Fungi; Ascomycota; Sordariomycetes; Glomerellales; Glomerellaceae
Exons: 3
Coding region: 1-375 (124 amino acids)
Source: RefSeq, a predicted model, not a curated record